AUGUUUCCUCUUGUUUUUUUAAUACUUCAGCUUCCGUUGCUUCUCAGAAGUCAGGUGACUCCGGGCAGAUCUUCAGGUUCCAUGACAAACAUGACUUACUCAUUCAACACAAGCUCACCAGAACCUUCAGGCGCCUCGCUGUACCCGACGGACCAAGUGAGCAGCACUGCAGGCACCUCAGAAGCUCCGGAGGAGGAUGAUUGGACACCGGCUGAGAACUUCUUGUACACAGGGGACUCGUCUACAGUGGGGGCCGCGCGCUGUUCUCGGGCUUACAGCCCCCCUGGGCAGCUAGGACCACUUCCAGGCGGGAUGCGUGCUGCCCUCAGGCCCGUUCUGGAUGCGUUGGCCAACACGGCAAACUUCCUGAACAUGAUCUUUCAGGCCAGCGACCUGCGCGAGAGCUCAGUUCCAGAAGAUAUGGAGUGGUACCAUGCCCUGGUCAGAGCCCUGCUGGAAACUGCAGGGCCAGUCUGCCGGGCGCUACUCACCUUUGACUGCGAUCCUACUAGUGCAGCUCCACAGUUGGUGCUCCAGGCCAGCCGGGGUCCCCCGACUGGUGUACCGACCAUACUCCUCCAGGACUUAUCUAAGUAUUGGGACCGCCUACACCCAGCCGCCCCGGCCCCAGACGACGGCUGGUUCCGCCGUUUCAAGUUCCCAGACACCACCCGGGCGCCCACCCUCGUUAAGCGGAUCCUGCUCAAUGACCUUACCACCUUGGAGACACCUAAAUGGGGCCGGGGCGACAGCUACGUGAGCAACGGAAGCGGUGUUCGGUGGGCCGGCGCCCCCUACCUGGACUGCAAAGAUGGCCGCUUUGUGCCCAGGUGGAUGCUCACCUUGUCCACCGCCUUCUACGGGCUCAAGCCAGACCUCACCCCUGAGUUCAGGGGUGUGAUCCGCGUAGAUGUGGACAUCCAGGACAUGGACGUGGACCAGUGCAGCACCGAGAACGGAUGGUUUGCCGACACGCACCAGUGCAACCGCACCAGCAUGGAGUGCGUGCCAGUUCCUGGGCGAGGCUUCCGGCUGGGUCAGUACUGCUGCCGCUGCAAAGAAGGAUACUACAACCCUGACAAAGCCAAUCAGGAUGCAGAAGGUAAUCCUACAAUGUUUUCAGACAGCGCCACGUGUUACCCAUCCAUGCCCGUGUGUCUGCCGUGCUGGCCGGGCUGUGGGAGUUGCCGGGACGGUGCCCCCUGUUGGGUGCAGGAGGACGGGCCCUUGAGGGCCACCGUUAUGGCAGCACAGGGGACCUUCAUGGCCCUCGUCUUUGUCAGCAUGCUGGCUGCAUACCGUCAUAGGAGAAGCAAGAGGAUUCGGGCAUCGGGCCUCCUGCUACUGGAGGCCAUCUUGUUUGGGUCACUUCUCCUCUACUUUCCGGUGUUCAUUCUAUACUUCAAGCCAAGCACGUUCAGGUGCAUCCUGCUCCGCUGGGUCCGCAUGCUGGGCUUCUCCAUCGUCUAUGGCACCCUCACCCUCAAAAUGUACAGGGUUCUCAAGGCGUUCCUGUCACGCACGGCUCAGAGGGUUCCCUACAUGUCAAGCCUACACCUGCUGAGGAUCCUAGGCGUCAUGCUUAUGACAGCCAGCUGGUUCCUGUGCGCCUGGACGGUGGGGGUCCUCCAGAACCGUGACAGGAACAUUCCUGUCAUUGUGACCACCACCACACCAGGGGGCCAGGGAUUCAACCUUUGCUACCUGGACCGGUGGGACUACAUGAUGGCUGUUGCUGAGCUUCUAUUCCUGUGCUGGGGCAGUUCCCUGUGGACCGCCGUCCGGCCAGUGCCAUCAGCCUUCCACGAGCCUCGCUACAUGGGCAUCGCCAUCCACAAUGAGCUGCUUCUUUCCACUAUGUUCCACCUUUGCCGGUUUACAUUUCCAUCCCUGCACCCCGACUGGAUGCUGCUGCUGUCUUUUGCACACACCCACGUGACCAUCACUGUGACACUCGCUCUGAUCUUCAUACCGAAGUUCUUAUACAUAAGCAAACCUGGCAGGGAGGAGAUCGCUGCUGAGGUUUACGAGGAAGAGGUGGACCUGCGACGUUCAUACCUCAAUAGCAGCUUUCGUUCAGCUUGGAGUGAGCGCAGCGUGGACCCCGAAGACUUUCGGGACGAACUCAAGAGAUUAUAUACCCAGCUGGAAGUCAACAAAGCCAAGAAGAUGACGGCAAACAACCCUCACCUUUCAAAGAAGCGAAGCUCUCGUUGCGCAUUGGGUCGAUCGAUCAUCAAGCGCAUCGCCGAAAUCCCCCUGAGCCGACAAUGCAGUCGUGAGGACCGAGACGGUUCCUUCCGGAGUGGCAAUUACUCCGGGUCUUACAGGAGGACCCCAGACAACGUCAGCAUUAGAAGUUCCAUGAAAUCCCGAUCACCGUCUCUACGAAAAUCCCAGUGUGAUUAUUACUCGCGGGAGAGGGACUCUUCCUUGCGGGAUUCAUCCAGGCUGAGGGCCGAUGUAGGGAAAAGAUCUUCGCAAAGAUCAGAGACGGAUUCUGUAGACAUGCAUCCAGCAGUCUGCAAAUCAGUUAGCGCUCAAAACCUGACCAUUGAUACCAAUCUCUUGCACCUCCCUGAUCACACCAAGCUUCACAAGUCGUGGAGUCUCACGUCUACUCAUUCUAUGGAGAGCAUGUCCAAGCGCAAUGGCUCAAGCCUCUCCAUUAGCGAGCAGACCAGGAGUGCUCUACAGUCAGAGUCUUUUGACAAAGCUGAGGUUUGUCCUUGGGAGGUUGAGGCAGAACAACAAGGCGAUAAGAGCCACAAGCGUGUCACCUACGCAAACUCUCGGGAGGACGAGCCACAAAGUCCGUCCUCGCCAGAUGCCAUUAUAUGUCCGUGGGACCAUUUACCGCCUGUAGAGAACAACCUGUCACAAGACAAAGGGGAUGCAGAGUCCCCUAAAGUACCAGUCUCUGCAAGUGCACCAGGGUCUCCGAGACACAAGGUCAUCAAAGAUCAACGAGUUUUUUCCUUCCGGAACACCACCACCAAAUGGCUCUCUGUCAAAUCCUUCCUGACAUCUGUGGAAGCAGCUAGCAAGUCGAACAAGGAUGAAAACUUCAAUAGAGAAGGUUCCCAAAAAAGCCAGGAAAGUGGUUCCACAGUGUCCAGAUCAGGAUCAUCCAGUCGACGUCCAAGCAUGGAGAAGAGGACCCUGCAGAGAAGAAGCAUGACAACAGCAGAUGGAAAACCAUGUCUUGUAAAGCAGAACGCAAUCAGACUGUCCUCUGGAGAUUCAUCUGACAGGAGUCCCAGAAGGUUGGUGAUUGUCAAGUCUCCCAUGUGUCCAGGAGAUGGAGAUAAUAUGCUAAAAGAUGGCACGUACGAAAAUGUAUACCUUUCUCGGCAGAGUAGUAAACGAAGCAGCAUAAGCUCCUGUAGCUCAAGGACGCCAUCAACUCACAGAAGAGGAAGUAAACGAAUAGCAGCUGCAGUGUUGAAAACCGUUUCUCAUGCUGAUGUUUGUCCUUGGGAAGGACUUGUGGAGGUGGCAAAGAAGCAGCAAAGCGUGAAGGCAGAUGUGUGCCCAUGGGAAACGGACACAUCUGAACGAACAAGCGUCUGCCCACAGAAAUCUCAACAGCAGGAGAUGGUGAUGAGGCAGGACAGUGGCCGUGCCGAUGUGUGCCCAUGGGAGUCCCAAGAUGCUCCGGAAAGCACAUAUGCCAUCCCAGGAAAGACACAACUGUCUCUAAAGCGAUCAGCAGAUAUUUGUCCCUGGGAAGCAGCAGAAACUCCAGUACCUAUUAUAAAACAAGAUAGUGAGUAUGCCAACAUUUGCCCUUGGGAAACAGAGGUAGUGUAUGAAAACAUAAAUCCCGUGCAGACAAAGGGAUCCCUGAAGGUGCCCUCACGACAAGAAACAACAAAAGCUGCCGUUUUCCCCAGUAUAUCAAAAGAACAACUUACCAAAUCUUCUGAUCUGCAUCUGGAAAGAAGAAUGACCAAGGCAGAGGAAAGUUGUCCAUGGGACUUCCCAGACCCCCCAAAAUUGGAUGAGGUUCAUGUUAUAGAAGUUGCCCCAUCGCAGAUCACCGUCAAAGCUGAUAUCUGUCCCUGGGAUGCUGGACAACAUGCCCAAGUAGGACUUCCAAACAAUAAAGGAAAUAUUUGCCCUUGUGAGACUGAAACGCCAGAAACAGCCAAAUCACAGACCUCGGAAAAGUCCAGAAAAAUCAUCAAACAAGAUAGUGCCCGUGCAAACAUCUGUCCAUGGGAAAGCGAGGAUACCACAACAGUCAAAACUGAGGAUUCACAAAGAGGAAAAGCUGAGAAGGUAUUGAACAAGCAGGAUAGCGCAAGAGGAGACAUUUGUCCUUGGGAGACAGAAGACCCAAAUGUUCUGAAGAAGCAGGACAGUUCUAGAGAAAACAUUUGUCCAUGGGAGACAGGAGAAUCAGAUGUUCUGAAAAAGCAAGACAGUUCAAGAGAAAAUGUUUGUCCAUGGGAGACAAAAGAACCAAAUACAGGAGAAUCAAAUGUCCUAAAAAAGCAGGACAGUUCUAGAGAAAAUGUUUGUCCAUGGGAGUCAGAAGAACCAAAUGUGCUAAAAAAGCAAGACAGCUCUAGAGAAAACAUUUGUCCUUGGGAGACAGAAGAACCAAAUGUCCUGAAAAAGCAGGACAGUUCUAGAGAAGAUAUUUGUCCAUGGGAGACAGAAGAAAAAAAUGUUUUGAAGAAGCAGGACAGUUCCCAAGGAAGUGUGGUUGCGCAGCCAAAGGUUCUGAAAAAGCAGGAUAGCUCUAGGCAAAGUGUUUGUCCAUGGGAGACUGAAGACACAAACAGCGACAAAGAUUAUAUACUUGAGGACGAGAAAACAAUAGCCGAGGAGUCAGACAUGCCAAAACCCAGCAUGGCGCUGGGUCGCCGAGACGCCUUGUGUCCCUGGGAGAUGGCAAGAAGUGCCUCGGGAUCCUUUACGGACAACAACUCGGACGUUUUCACGUGGGAACCUGAGAAUAUCCCAGAGGAAGACGAGGAAGAUGAUGCAGAAUGUGCCGCAGAAGCGCUCAUAUUCCCUCCCGAUUUGUGA
This is a messenger RNA of Nerophis lumbriciformis (worm pipefish), 5040 nucleotides long. NCBI's taxonomy places the organism in Eukaryota, Metazoa, Chordata, Actinopteri, Syngnathiformes, Syngnathidae. The record is from RefSeq and is a predicted model, not a curated record.